This is a messenger RNA of Ylistrum balloti, 804 nucleotides long. Its product is annotated as putative mediator of RNA polymerase II transcription subunit 12. The record is from RefSeq and is a predicted model, not a curated record. NCBI's taxonomy places the organism in Eukaryota, Metazoa, Mollusca, Bivalvia, Pectinida, Pectinidae. The transcript has 5 exons. The coding region runs from base 1 to 804 and encodes 267 amino acids.
AUGGCGAUGCUAUUUAAAGCAGCAGAAUACAUAUUCGAUCGCCCUAUGUGUGUUGUGAGCCAGUCAUGCGACUCUAUGUCUGAUGGUUCAGCAGCCGACUGUUGGUAUACCUUUUGGUAUGUCUGGGUGGCUUUCGGUUUAUUCGUGGCGGUUAUCAUUACUAUAUUAAUUGUUUACUACAAACAUAAGUCAAAACGGAGGAACAGAGUACAACGAAUUGGGCCUGCCAUGCCUAGGGAGCCACCUCCUUAUCAGGCUCCCAGUCAAGAACCGCCAGCCUACGAUGAUGCUAUCAAAGACAGUAUAGCUGUCCCGCCUGGGUUUCAUGGUGACAUUCGACAUCUACGGGCUAUGCAAAUACGCCAACGAAAUGAAGAAAAUCACGAGCGACAGUACAUCCAGAGACAGUUAGCUGCAAAUCGACAACCGAGUGACAUCAGCAUAAUAUCUGUCCCGCCAGCCUACGUAGAACCAAGUGAUCCUUCUCAUAUCCCGGGCGUACACCCACCAACCCGACAUACGUUAAAUAAUAAUAAUAAUCAGCAUCAGCCUCCACAACAAGGUCAGGUACUUCCACAGCGACCAGCACGGCUGGGUCAAACAAGACCAACACAACAGCAGCAGCAACAACAACAGACACGGUCACAACAACAGACACAACAACCACAUCCAGCCCAGCCUUCACGAAUACCCCAAAGACCAGCACGUUUAGGACAACAACCGCCAACACAACAAGACAAUGCUACCCAAUCUCUGAACGUUCCUCAGCAAACACAGCCUCCCCCACGAACGACAAGGCGGUAA